Molecule: messenger RNA, 1785 nt
Organism: Fusarium vanettenii 77-13-4
Lineage: Eukaryota; Fungi; Ascomycota; Sordariomycetes; Hypocreales; Nectriaceae
Exons: 5
Coding region: 1-1785 (594 amino acids)
Biological process (GO): DNA-templated transcription; regulation of DNA-templated transcription
Molecular function (GO): DNA binding; DNA-binding transcription factor activity, RNA polymerase II-specific; zinc ion binding
Source: RefSeq, a predicted model, not a curated record
AUGGCUGAUGAGACUCACAGGUGCGACAAUUGCCGACGCCUGAAGGAGAGGUGCACUGGCGGAGUCCCAUGUGACGGAUGCAUCAAAGCCAAGCGCGAAUGUGCCUUUACCAGCGCAUACAGACGAACAAGACGGCGGCCAGAAGUACAAAAGUUGGCGGACGCUAUUAAUCCAAAGGCUUUCUUCGACAUCGAUAGGAUCCGCAACUUGGAAAAGAUUGUCAAGCACUUUACGGAUAUUCAAGAUUUCAGCCCUACCAAGCUUGCGGAGACGGUGACACUUCUAUCAGCAGGCUCACCUCCGCCAUGGGACCGAGCGAACCUACAAUUUGAUGAGGGUCAUGACGACGAUCCCAGCAAUCAGGCGACGAGGGACACAACUUCUAUGCUAGCCAGCGUGGCCACUGCCGAACAGUUACUAUCGUUUCCCUUUGUGGUCCAAGAAGCAGUAUCUCUGUUCCCGCCUGCCGAGGUCGCCACUACAUUGCUCGACAUCUUUUUCAACGUGGCUCAGACAAACUACUUCUAUGUAGACGAAGAUGUUAUUCGGACCCGGAUAUCUCAGAUAUAUGCCCACCCUGCAACGCCGCUCACGAUCGCCGACGCUCCAUGGGUCUGCACGGCUCUGAUGGUGUUUUGCGUCAGCACCCAAUUUGCACACCUGGUCAAAGGGAGACAGUCCAACACUGGAGAAGUUGACGUGACAUCGGCAAUUGAUGACACUCUGGCUUUGUCUUUCUAUCGAAAGGCAACAGCCAUGAUCCCUGAUCUGCUGACCAUCGGGAGUGCACAAUGCGUACAAGCUUUCAUCUUGAUGGGAGUGUACACGCUCCCCGUAGACCCUGCAGGAUUAGCCAGCAGCUAUUAUGGCAUGGCCAUGAAAAUAGCGAUACAUAACAACAUGCACUUGAAGAGCAAGUCCAAGACGCGAGACGCCGAAAUGCGCAACCGAAUUUGGUGGACAGUGUAUACCCUGGAGAGGCGUGUUUCCAUCUUGCAUGGCCGACCUGCAUCCAUUCAGAGAUCCCAGAUAAGCACUGCUCUCCCAGUCAACCGCCCUGAACUACAACCAUCCGGAAGGCCCAAUACGUUUCAUAACGCCAUGGCCCAGAAAGACCUUACCGAGAUCAUGGAGGAUGCUCGCGACAACAUCUUAAUGAUUAAAAAAGCAACUCCAAGCUCGAGCAUACUGCAAGGUUUGCACGGAUGGGUCAAAGCUCGCAAUACUCUGAUAAAACGCUGUAUUGAAAGCGCCAUCACCUCCGUCCAGCUUUGUCAAAAGCUCCAUGACGAGUUUGGGCUUUCCAAAUCAUCAUAUACCGAGUUCACUUCCUGCUGUGCUGCGGUAGUAACUCUGAUAGCUCAACGCAUCCUCAGCAAGACGGUGGAAUUCGCCGAAUUCGGCGACAUCUGCGACCAAGGCAUGACGUUACUGAAAAUCAUGUCUGGUGGCGUCUUUGCAAAUACCAAAAGCUCCGAGAAGCGGGGCUUGGAGAUUUUGGAAAUGACACUGGCCAAAUUGGGAGCGAGUCAUGGUGAAAGCCCGUCACUGGGCGGUGCAGGUUAUGAUCAGUUUCGCACCUGGGUUUCGUUGCAGGUCGAGCCUGAGCGGCUGCUAGGACAGGAGCAAGCAGUGCCGACGAUGGAGUGGGCGUAUGGUAGCAGCCCGGAGCAGGGAUCAUUUCAUUCAGAGAUGAACUUGAUGCCCGAGUUUGUUCCCACCAAUUUUGCUGAACUUGCGUCGCUGCCAGGCUUGGAAAACUACUUUCAGAGUUCAAUAGGAUAA